CGAGGCCUCGGAGGGACAACCAAGUGAAUGAAGGUUUAAGUGGUGUCAGGAGCCACGGUGUACCCUUUGACCCAGUGAUGCACCGGCUGCCUCUGUGUGACUGUUUGUUGCCACAACGUGCUGCUGCUGUGUGCUGCCGAGAUAAGGACACUAUUUACUGUUUAGAGAAGAAGAGUGGUUUGCAUGUUAUGAGCAUGGAGAACUGUAGAAGGGACUGGAACAAGGUGAAGAAGAAAAUAUCAAGAUGUAUUGCUAUACUCCAGAGGGAUCUUCCAGACAUCCACAUAUCAGAGUAUCCGACUAAGCACAUCUUCAUAGGCAAUGCUGGACUGACAACAAAUGCUGAUGAGUCUUCCUUAGUAGAGCUAAUCACCUCUGUUGGCUGUGGUCUAGAGGCCCUCACACUUCUACCAGGAAAACAGUACAGCUUUGCAUCCUUCACCUCCCAUGACCAGGCUAGGACAGUGCUGGUGGCAGCUCAUGGCCAUCUAGGAGUGCAGGGCUCCACUUCCCCUGUUUAUAUGGCCUAUGUUGACAAGGUACCAAUGGACCCUUCACCCAUCAAAUUUAGGUUCCCACCGGGCCUGUCAGUCCUGGAAGAUUUUGUUUCUCCUAAGGAGGAGCUACUGCUGAUGAACCUGGUUGACUGGGGUGCCUCACCCUCUACCGCAGCUCAAGGAAGUGUCUUGAAGCACCGUCAGGUUCGUCAUUUUGGUUAUGAGUUCCAGUACAGCACCAACUGUGUGGAUAAGAGGCAGCCACUGGCCCAGGGAAUGCCUCCAGCCAUUGACUUUUUGCUAAGGAGAAUUGUGGAUCGAGGUUGCAUGCCAUCCCUGCCUGACCAGCUUACUGUCAACAGAUACUUACCUGGGCAAGGCAUCCCACCCCAUGUUGAUACUCACAGCUCCUUCACGGAUGAGCUGCUCUCACUCAGCCUCGGCGGUGGUGUUAACAUGGAUUUUCGUUAUGUUGGUGGUGGUGGCAGUAACAGCAGUACUAUUGAAGGAAGCAAAGACAAGCCACCUCACUAUGUGGUAUAUCUCCCCCCAAGAUCACUUUCUGUCAUGACUGGCCCAGCAAGAUACGAGUGGUCACAUGGCAUUUGUCCACGGAUGACAGAUGUGGUGGCCAGCAGGAAUAGCAUCACAGGGCUCCAGCUACUGCCACGCCAGGAGCGCAUCUCUUUCACUUUCAGGAAGAUUCGGCAUGGGGAGUGUUCCUGCCAGAAUGCCAGAGUGUGUGACUCUCAUGGCAAGGAGCAGAAGAAGGUGUCAGUGACAUGUUCCUUCCUAUCAGACUCCAGUAAGGAUGAAAGCAAGCGGAGCACAUCCCCCUACGAGCUGCCCAGUGACAGGUCAGCUGCUCGGAUCGAGAGGGAACAUGUGCUGCAAGUGUAUGACCAGAUAGCAGAGCACUUCAGUGUCACUCGCCACAAGCCUUGGCCACAGGUUCUAGAGUUUGUAUUGUCCCUGCCCCGAGGCUCACUGCUGUUGGAUGUUGGUUGUGGCAAUGGCAAGUACAUGGGCCACAACAAGCAGGUGUUCCAGGUGGGUUGUGAUACAAGCUUUGAAUUGAUGAAAAUCUGUAACAAUCAAGGUUUUGAAGUUUUGACUAGCAAUUGCCUCCAGUUGCCAUACCGGGACUAUGUAUUUGAUGCUGCUGUGUGUAUUGCUGUAAUUCAUCAUCUUGCAACGGAAAAGCGGCGGCUUGCUGCUGUUCGGGAGAUGGUGAGAGUGCUGAACGUGGGAGGACAAGGCCUGAUCUAUGUGUGGGCCAUGGAGCAGCGGCGUGGGGAAAAGAAGUCAACUUACCUCAAGCAGAACAAGGAAGGUAGUGUUGGUGCAGAGAUGAUCAAGGAUCAGAACAUUGAAGAAAAGCCAUCGCCUAAUUAUCAUCACGAUAGAGGUGUUCAAAAAAAUGAGGUGGUUAGGUCUGGAGCCACCUCUCUUCCGGUACAUGUCAACCGCACUGAAUUCAUGCAGCAGGAUAUGUUAGUGCCAUGGAAAUUGAAACCUCCUAAGAAGAAUGAGUCAAGGUGUGAGAGGAGGCGGUGUGACAGAGGCUGUGGAGUGGUUCAUGGCUCAAGGAGCAACAGGUCACAGAGUAGUGAAUCCACUGUUGACUCACCACAAAUUACAAACAAUUGUGAUGUUUUACCUUCACAGGAAAAUGUAAGAUGUGAUAAUUGUCACUCCAAGUCCAGGAAAAAAAUGGUCUGUGCUGAAAGCAGACCAGACCAAGUCUUCCACAGGUACUACCAUGUCUUCAAACAAGGAGAACUGGAAUCAUUGUGCAGUCAGCUAAAUGUCAAGGUUAUUAAAUCUUACUAUGAUGAAGGUAAUUGGUGCAUUAUAUUUCAAAAAUCAAGUUGAAAACAACAUAAUUUUGUUUUUGCAUUUAUAUGUAGUAUAAAACUGCUUUUAUAACCUAAAUAUCAUAAACACUUCAGAUUUUAAGUGAGAAGGAAAUCAUAAAUGUUAAAAUGACAAUAAGCAGCGAGCUUAUGACUGGAAGGAGACCUUUUGUUUUCCCAUACAGAAACUUCCUUCAUGGAAGAGACCAUCAUACUAAGAUCUUUAUGCUGUAUGCUGUAAUGUUGCAUCAGUUGUGUGGGAGAAAAAGUAAGGACUUCACUACUCACAGAGAAUGUGUUGUCUCCAACACUAGACACACAUGUCUCAUGAAGUGUAGUUUUUUUUUUUUUUUUUUUUUUUUUUUUUCUGGUAACUUUUUAUUGCCAGGAUUUCUGGAAAUUCAUAAUUUUUACAUAUAGAUUAUCUGCCAUUCUGCUUUGGAUGAUGUUUCUUUUCUCUCCAAUUCAAAUUCAUUGCUCUGAAAAGGCAAAACUGACAGACAGACUGUGCACUCUUAGUAAUAUAGAUACGUAUGUACCUACAGUGGUGGGAUUCAGCCAGUUUGCGUCAGUUGGUAAGAACCUGUUCUUGGAAAUUAAUUCAUCCGAAGACCAGUCAUUAGCAUGGUUAGUUGUUAGAAACUGGUAGUGAGAGAACAUGUUUUCAAGAAUUUUGAAUCCCACCAGUGCAUAGCUAGGUAGUGAACUAUGGUAGCAGCAUGCUACUGAAUAUCCACACUUGGUAUAGAACAGCUAUAAAGAGGGAAUGAAACUCAAGCUUAUAAGUGGUACUCGUAGUUUGCAUUGGAAUGAUUAAUAGUGCUUCUACAAAAGUGCUGGAAAACUCCUAACAAUUAUAACUGAAUUGACAGUGAAGUAUGUCUGGUCUUCUAAUAACUUAUAAGCAGCACUGCAAGGUAUUCCAGUGUUUUCCCAAGAGAAGGAAACACUGAUAUCUAGAAUACAGUACUCUGCUGUGAAGUGAAGUUGAUACACACUUGCCUUCCCAAUGUGUACAAACAUUUCUUAGGCCAGAUGUGUGACAUCCCAGAAGUGACAAAGCUGUCAUGUGUCUAACCAUUCAAGAGCAACCCCAAGUCCAAAAGGACAACCUCACACAAAGUAUCUGUCAAAGUAUUCUACAAUGUGUGUGUGAGAAGAUGAAGAAAAUCCCUCAGUAUUAGGAGAUCUAUGAUACAUUUUGCAUAAUCAAAUUGGUGUACUUCAUGGCUCAAUACAACAUUAUGCCUUCAACUGUGAGCUUCAGCAUUGAUUAUGAAACAUACAAUUAGCAAGAAACCCAUUUUCAUACAUUUUUAUCGUGUUGUGAUAACUAGGCUUAAUCAAUUCACUCUUCACUGCCAAACAGCACUGCCAUCCUUGUACAGUGUAGCCUGAAACCAUUUUUAGCAUUUUUAUACAAGUAACUUGUAGAGAUAUUUGCAAAACUAGUGACUAAAUAAAGAAGUGCAGCAUUUCCAGUCUCACAGUAAUUUUGUUUAAUGCUCAAGCAAUGUGACUGCCAGAGCCAGAGAUGAUUCCUUUACUAGCUUUGCAUUUUGAUUUGUAGAAGUUGGAUAGUUUGUUAAUAUUUCUUUUCUCAUUUCACAUUUCAUAAGCUCACUUUAGCUGUGGAUUGCUGCUCAGCUAAAUGAGACUCAAGUGAUCUCUGUUGCAUUUUAUUGAUUGACUAUAAAAUGUUAGUGUUAAGAGCAGGUAAAUACAUAAUAUCAAUACCUUUUUUUUUCUUUUUAGUAUGCAAAUAUGCAUUCAGCUGCAUAUGUGCAUUAUAUGUUGUUAUUGUAUCUUAUGUGAUUAUAAAUCUAACCAAUGAUACACUGAUUGUUGUCUGAGUGGCUACUGUAAUCUAGUCAUUUUAUGUUCAGUUGUUAAUUUGCUCACAUGUAGUGUGUGUGUGUGUGUGUGUGUGUGUGUGUGUGUGUGUGUGUGUGUGUGUGUGUGUGUGUGUGUGUGUGUGCGCAGGUGUCCAUGCAUAUGUGCAUCUGUGCUUAUGCACAGAAAGUUGUCAGGUAACUCUUGUGUAUUCUGUAGCCUGAGUAGAAUAGGAAUAUUCAUAAUAGUUGUGAGAAUGUGAACAUUAAACAUUGAUGAAUGGAA
Portunus trituberculatus (swimming crab) is the source of this 4471-nucleotide messenger RNA. RefSeq names its product alkylated DNA repair protein alkB homolog 8-like. Gene Ontology annotation, biological process: tRNA wobble uridine modification. Gene Ontology annotation, molecular function: S-adenosylmethionine-dependent methyltransferase activity; tRNA binding. The coding region runs from base 78 to 2372 and encodes 764 amino acids. The transcript has 12 exons. The record is from RefSeq and is a predicted model, not a curated record. Gene Ontology annotation, cellular component: cytoplasm; nucleus. Lineage: Eukaryota; Metazoa; Arthropoda; Malacostraca; Decapoda; Portunidae.